This is a messenger RNA of Acaulospora colombiana, 372 nucleotides long. NCBI's taxonomy places the organism in Eukaryota, Fungi, Glomeromycota, Glomeromycetes, Diversisporales, Acaulosporaceae. The record is from the annotation of a GenBank genome assembly.
AUGCCUACUGCAGAUCGUAGUUCCUGGUCACGAGCAAAAAAGCCACCAAUAGAAAUCGGUGACCUUAACGAGGAAGAAUCAAUAAAAUAUCUGACUGAGAUACAUAAGAUCACCGAAAAAGUGGAAGAAUUAUAUCAAUUGGUCGGUGGUCGCAUUUUGGAGUUGAAAGAUGUUGCAAAUGAUUUUUCGUCAGGACAAUCCAUUGGAGAUAUCAGGGAGAAAAUAUUACUUGAAGCCUAUAACAAACUUAAUUCAGCGAAAAUACUUAAAAAUCAAAAACAUCAUGAAGCAGGAAAACGUGUAAUUGACGCUUUGCUGAGAUCCAAAGAAAUUAAUAUUGAAGAAUUUAGAAAAUUAUUUGAGAAUGAAUAG